AUUCUAUUGGCUAUUUUGUUGUUGGUGUUCUUCCUGAUAAUCGUCGUGCUCGCUGUCAAAGUCAACACGACGUCUUCGGACCUCCACGGUCGUUGCUACACUCCGGAAUGUCUCCAUAGUGCCGCUCACAUCAUACGUAACAUGGACCCGACGCAAGACCCGUGCCAGGAUUUCCAACAGUUCGCUUGCGGAGGAUUUCUCUCGAGGCAUCCGCUCAAUUCCACGUUGACGCGGAUCGACCUCCUGGACGAGGCUCGUGAGAAGAUUCGACUGCGUACGAAACAGAUCGUUGACGCUAUUUCACCGGACGAGGAGAAUUCGGCGACGACCGUCCGAAGUCACAUAGCGAAGUUCCUGCAGUCGUGUCUCGACGAGCGGAGCGUAUCCACGACUCCCGAUACCAAUAUGAUCACCCUAAUCAGACAGAUGGGAGGCUGGGAAGCGAUUUCGGCUACAUCAUACGAGCCGUCGUCUUGGAAAUUCGAUCAGACGCUCUCAUCGCUGAUGAAGGAAUACGCCGUGUUUCCAUUCUUCAAAGUGGACGUUACGACUGACGGUCGAGGAUCUCGGAUUCCUAUGAUCAAGAUCUCGCCUUCCGGAUUUGGUCUGGGAGCGAAUCGCGCCAACUACGAACGGAUCACUAAACCCUAUUUACGUGACGCUUACGUUAAGUUCAUAAAUAAGGUCAUCGAUGAACUCAAGGAUCGGAACAAGGACAUCAACACUGCUGAUAAAGGCCCCGAGAUUUUCUUCUUCGAGGAACGGCUCCUCCAGAAAUGGUCGGAAACCGUCCCGCGCAAUCUCUCUCGCGAUCACGUCUCAAGAACUCUCGGAGAGCUCAGGACCUAUGCCCCGAACAUCAUCUGGCGCGACGUCCUCGGGAGCUUGUUCCCUGGGAGCCCGAUCAACGAUAACUUCAGAGUCCUCAUCGAGGAUGAGGAAUACUUCAAAAACUUGGGCAGCAUCUUGUCCACGACCAGGGACGAUAUCAAGAACAACUACAUGAUCUGGCACUUCGUCAUGAAGUACGCGCCAUUCAUGAGCAAGGAGAUCCGUCUGGCUGAGGCCCGAUUCCGUGCCGAAGUCGCCGGAGGCUAUCUCGAUUCGCUGGAAUACAAGGACACUUUUACCAGAUGCCUGGACUUCACCGUCGAUUACUUUGGCUUGGGACUCGCUCAUAUCUUCAGAGACAAGUUCAACAGUCGGGAUUCGAUGAAAAGCGCUGAGAAACUUUUCAACAGAGUCGGACAAAUCGCACGCAAAAACGUUAAGAAUGUCGAAUGGCUCCAAGAGGCUAAGUUCCCGGCAAGCGAUCGCCUGGAGAAUCUCGCCGUCAAAAUCGGAUAUCCCGACGUUGCCGAUUCGGAUGCCCGAGUAAUGUCCUACUACAAAGAGGGACAAACUAACAGGCAUUUCCUCGACAACAUAAUGGAGCAGAACCGACUUCGCCUCAGGUGGCUGGCUGCUGCCAUGGAUCAGCGUCGGGAGCGUCAGAAUCCAGACCGGGCUGAGAUCGCGAAAAGUCUCCUGCCGUGGGGAUCCUUCUCUCCCCUCGAUAUCAAGCCGAGAUAUUCGUACAACCACAAUCAAGUUACGGUUCCUCUUGGAUUCCUCUACGAUCCCAUUUAUUCGUCGACUCAGAACCAAGCUCUCCAGCUCGCGGCUUUCGUUCGCGUCGCCCAAGAAGCGAUGAAAGCUAUCGACGGCUUCGGACUGCAGUUCAGGGACUUCGGCACUUCGCCGAACACCACCUUCGAAGCGCUCAAAGAGAAACUCAAGUGCAUCGAAGAGGAAACGGAGAACGAACUCUCUUCCCGAGGCCGAAUGAACAAAUUUGUCGAGGAAGCCAUCUCGGACAUCGCCGGACUCCGCGUAGCCUUAGACGCUCUGGACGAAGCCGGAGACAUCCCCAAACUCCCUGGCCUCGACUAUGAACCCAAACAGAUGUUCUACAUCGCAUAUGGACAGCUUAUGUGCGAGCGCAUGACCGAUUCUCGGGUCGCCUUCUUGAACGGAACGCUCAAAAGCGCUCCGGAAAGAUUGAGACUCCAUCGAAGCUUGCAACAAACGCCCGAUUUCGCCGAUGCCUUCAGCUGCUCCGGGAAGAGCAACAUGGUCGCGAGGAAUGCAUGCGAAAUUUGGUGAGGCGGGUUCAGCGCUUCGACUGAGUGCUUGGGUGGGUGUAUCGAGCGAAUGAGACUUGCGUGUUCAUGAAGCCUGCGAGAAAGAUGGAGAGAGGAAGAGGCAGAGAAAAAGAGAGAGUCGAGUACGAGAGAGACAUUCAGAGCGAAUCAAGACAAGAGAA
Galendromus occidentalis (western predatory mite) is the source of this 2305-nucleotide messenger RNA. RefSeq names its product endothelin-converting enzyme 1. Gene Ontology annotation, molecular function: metalloendopeptidase activity. The transcript has 6 exons. Lineage: Eukaryota; Metazoa; Arthropoda; Arachnida; Mesostigmata; Phytoseiidae. Gene Ontology annotation, cellular component: plasma membrane. Bases 142 to 2145 code for a protein of 667 amino acids. Gene Ontology annotation, biological process: protein processing. The record is from RefSeq and is a predicted model, not a curated record.